Molecule: messenger RNA, 3651 nt
Organism: Oncorhynchus tshawytscha (Chinook salmon)
Lineage: Eukaryota; Metazoa; Chordata; Actinopteri; Salmoniformes; Salmonidae
Gene: ptchd4
Product: patched domain containing 4
Exons: 3
Coding region: 221-2983 (920 amino acids)
Cellular component (GO): membrane
Source: RefSeq, a predicted model, not a curated record
CAUCAGACGGCCGCGGCUUGCUGCUAUUGCAGCAGGAGCAAUAGGAAUAGUCACUGGUCCGCGGGUAGUAAAAGGAGGGGAAUGGCUUGAAAUGAAACAAAAAAAGCAGAGAUGAUAAGUAUAUGACAGUUCUUGUUGCAAAUUGCUGCAGUGCUCUUUUUAUAGGUGUAGUGUAUUCUUUUUCGGAUUGACUAAACUGGGCAACCGAGCCUCAUGUCACAUGUGCUUCAUAGGAAGAAGCUGGGCAUCUGCAAGCUGGAUCUGGAGGAGGAUGCUGCGGCAAAUGAUACACAGAGGGCUCAAAGCUUCUUUCUACUGGCUGGGCUUAUUUGUUAGUAGGCAUCCGGUUUUUUUCCUCACCGUUCCCGCAGUCUUAACCAUCAUUUUCGGAUCUACCGUCCUGAGCAGAUUCAAGCCCGAAACGGACAUCGAGAUACUGGUUGCCCCGACACACAGCUUUGCUAAAGUAGAGCGGAGUCUUGCGAACAGCCUUUUCCCCAUCGACCAGUCAAAAAACAAGCUGUAUUCCGACCUGCACACCCCCGGCAGAUAUGGCAGACUGAUUCUGCUGGCCAAGUCUGGGGGAAAUAUACUGGAGCUCGCCGACCAGGUCCUGCAGGUUCACAAGCAGGUGUUGGAUUUGCGGGUUAAUUACAAGGGAUUCAAUUACACUUUCGCUCAUCUCUGUGUCCUGAGCCAUCAGGAUAAGCGAUGCCUCUUGGAUGAUAUAAUUACGAUAUUCGAAGAUAUCCGCUUAGCCAUUCUAUCGAAUCACACUUUUUCAAAGGUGCCCGUGACCUAUCCAAAUACCACAUUAAAGGAUGGUCGUGUGUCCUUCAUCGGCCACCAGCUGGGUGGAGUGGCCUUCUCGCCCAACAGCCGAGACCAGCAGGUGAAGUUUGCCCGGGCCAUCCAGAUCACCUACUACCUUCGCAACCAUGGCCCCGUGGUGCAGGAUGUCAUCGCAGAGAAGUGGGAGAAUGCCUUCUGCACCCUCAUCACACGCCUGUCCACGCUCAGCGAGGACCUGCACAUCCAGUCUCUCACCUCCUUCAGCCUGUGGAGGGACUUCCACCAGACGGGAGUGCUGGCCAAAGGGGAGGUGCUGGUCAGCCUAGUGCUCCUUCUGCUGGCGGCCACUAUCUCCAGCUCAAUGAGGGACUGCCUGAGGGGAAAGCCCUUCCUGGGUCUGCUGGGUGUGCUCACAAUAGCCAUCGCCAACGUGACCUCCACUGGCAUCUUCUUCAUCUCCGACGGGAAGUUUAACUCCACGCUGCUGGGGAUCCCAUUCUUCUCCAUGGGUCAUGGAACCAAAGGAGUGUUUGAGCUCCUGGCGGGCUGGCGAAGAACUCGAGAAAGCCUUCCCUUCAAGGAACGCGUGGCAGACGCCUUCGCCGACGUGAUGGUGUGCUAUACCAUGACCAGUUCCCUCUACAUCAUCACCUUCGGCAUGGGUGCCAGUCCCUUCACCAACAUUGAGUCGGUGAAGAUCUUCUGCCAGAGCAUGUGCGUGGCCGUCCUGGUCAACUACUUCUAUGUGUUCUCCUUCUACGGUUCCUGCUUGGUGUUCGCUGGUCAGCUGGAGCAGAACCGCUACCACAGUGUGUUCUGCUGUAAGAUCCCCUCAGUGGAGUACCUGGACCGUCAGCCCACCUGGUUCAAGACCAUGAUGAGCGACGGCCAUGACCAUGUCACGCACCACGAGGUCGUGCCCUACCACAACCACUUCAUCCAGCACUUCCUGAGGGAGCAUUACACGGAGUGGAUCACCAACACCUAUGUCAAGCCCUUCGUGGUCAUCCUCUACCUGAUCUACGCCUCCUUCUCCUUCAUGGGAUGUUUACAAAUCAGUGAUGGAUCCAACAUCGUCAACCUCCUAGCCAGCAACACGCCCAGUGUGUCCUAUGCCACGACCCAGCAGAAGUACUUCAGUAACUACAGCCCUGUGAUCGGCUUCUACAUCUAUGAGCCCAUUGAGUACUGGAACUCCACGGUGCAGGAGCACCUCACAACGCUGAGCCACGGCUUCAACAAGAUCUCCUGGAUGGAUAACUACUUUCAGUAUCUGAAGGUGGUGAAUGUGAGCGCCUCGACCAAAAGUGAUUUCAUCACCAUCCUGCAGGGCUCCUUCCUGCGCAGCCCGGAGUAUCAGCACUUCAUGGAGGACAUCAUUCUGUCCAAGACAGAUGGGGAUGAAAUGGAGAUCAUCGCGUCCAGGAUGUACCUGGUGGCGCGGACCACAGAGAAGACACGGGAGGAGGUGGUAGAACUGCUGGAGAGGCUCCGCCCCCUUUCGCUCAUCAACAAUAUCAAGUUCAUCGUCUUCAACCCCACCUUCGUCUACAUGGACCGUUACAGCUCCUCUGUGGUCUCACCCAUCCUCACAUCGGCCUUCAGCGUGCUCACCAUCCUCAUCCUCACCUUCUUCCUGGUCAUCAACCCUCUGGGGAACUUCUGGUUGAUCCUGACCGUCACCUCCGUAGAGCUGGGGGUCCUGGGCCUCAUGACCCUCUGGAAUGUACACAUGGACAGCAUCUCUAUCCUGUGCCUUAUUUAUACUCUCAACUUUGCCAUGGAUCACUGUGCACCCCACCUGUACACCUUCGUACUGGCCACGGAGCACACCAGGACCCAGUGCAUUAAGAUCUCGUUAGAGGAGCACGGGGCGGCCAUUUUGCAAAACGCCUGCUGUUUCGUUAUCGGGAUGUUGCCCUUGGUGUUUGUGCCUUCCAAUCUGACCUACACGCUGUUCAAGUGCUCCCUCCUCACCGCAGGCUGCACAGUGCUGCACUGUUUCGUCAUCCUGCCUGUGUUUCUAACGUUUUUUCCCCCAUCAAAAAAAAGGCACAAGAAGAAAAAACGGGCAAAACGGAAAGAGCGGGAGAGGGAGCGGGAGAUGAUGGAGAGGGAGAGAGUGAGGGAGAGGGAGGAGAUAGAGUGCAUUGAAGUCAGGGAGAACCCUGAUCAUGUGACUAACGUCUGAGAAGCCGUGUGUCGGUGAGCGGUAGCGGGACAGUCUUCAGUGAUUGUUGGGUGAGGUGUUGGAAGCAUGUCCUAAAGCGAGGGUGGCCAUGUGUUGUAGCCCCUCAGAGAGCCAGAGGGGUCAAAAGCUGACCAGUCCUCAGAAGGAGGAGGGAGGGAGAUAUAGACCAGCAGCCAUGACCCAGCUAGGCAGCCAGCAGCCAUGCUGUCUAGAGUAGAGACCAGACCGGGUCAGACCCAUAGAUCAGCUACUCCUUCAGACUGGAUGGGACAGUGUAUCUUAUCUGCACAGUCUGCAAACGGUUCCCUCUGCUGUUCAUACAGACACUCUCACACAACCAGGAAGAAACUACAAUAUCAUACAUUUACUUACAGUGUAAUGUGUAAGGGGAUAAUAUAUCUUAUUCUAACAAUUGUAAAUCUACAGUAUCGUGAGGAAAGUAUGGUAGCAUAAAAAUGAGAGCAAUGCGUACCUCCAAGGUUGGUGGUCAAAGUUAUCUAAAUUGUUUUCUACAAUUUGUCAUAUUAAAUCUUUUUAUCAUCUACACAGGCUUAUACUACCCCCAUCACAAAGACCCCAUUAUAGUAUGAUUAGUAUGACAGGCAGACAGACAGACAGACAGGCAGGCAGACAGACAGACAGACAGACAGACAGACAGACAGACAGAC